This is a messenger RNA of Vigna radiata var. radiata (mung bean), 522 nucleotides long. RefSeq names its product toll/interleukin-1 receptor-like protein. Gene Ontology annotation, biological process: signal transduction. NCBI's taxonomy places the organism in Eukaryota, Viridiplantae, Streptophyta, Magnoliopsida, Fabales, Fabaceae. The coding region runs from base 1 to 522 and encodes 173 amino acids. The record is from RefSeq and is a predicted model, not a curated record. The transcript has a single exon.
AUGAUAGACAAAUUAGGGUUUAGGAGGUUUUGGAACUGGUUGGGUAGUCGAUCAUCCUCUUCCAAUGAUAUCUCAUCAGAAUCUGCUUCUUCUUCUUCCGAUCAUUCCUCGGACACCAUCCAAAACCAAGACCACAGGUACGAUGUGUUCAUCAGUUUCAGAGGUUCUGACACCCGCAACUCUUUCGUUGAUCAUCUCUACUCUCAUCUUCUCCGGAAGGGUAUUUUUGUCUUUAAAGACGACCACAAGCUCCGCAAAGGAGAAUCCAUUUCAUCACAGCUUCUAGAAGCAAUCAGAGGUUCUCGAAUUUCUAUCAUCGUCUUCUCCCAAGAUUAUCCUUCCUCCUCGUGGUGUUUGGACGAAAUGGCCACUAUAGCUGAUUGCAAACAGCAAUCUAACCAAACUGUUUUCCCUGUUUUCUAUGAAGUUGAUCCGUCUCACGUACGACGUCAGAGUGGAGCGUAUGAGAAUGCUUUUGUUUUACACAGAUCGAAAUUUAAAGAGCCAAACAAGGUCCUUUGA